UUUUGAAUUAAUUUGCCCCACUCCCCUUCUUCUCCCUUUUCCUUCCGCUCUCAAACCUCACGCCUUUCCUCCCUUCGCCCCUCUUUUUCUUCCUUUCUUUGUUCUUUUCAUUUUUCUUCAACUCCCCUCCUCCAAAUCCAUAUUUUUAGAGAAGAUUUCUCCCUCUCUUUCCUUCCGCUCUCAAACCUCAUGCCUUUCCUCCCUCCGCCCCUCUUCUUCUUCCUUUCUUUGUUCUUUUCAUUUUUCUUCAACUCUCCUCCUUCAAUUCCAUAGUUUUAGAGAAAUAUUCAUCCUGGAACACCCAACAAGCUGUCCAAGCUCUCAAGACAUUGAGACAGAUGGACAUAAUAACGAGGAAGAAGAUGUUAAUAUGGUUCUUCCGGAAGUGGGCAUGAAGUAAUUUCCGAUUAGAAAAAGAACAAACACGAAGGACAUAAACAAGGACGAGGUAGUGUCAAUUGUAAUAGAGUGUUCACGAACGGGAAGUAGAGGUAGCAAGGCACUAAAUUGUUUGAAGCCUCAAACUUCAAUGCAAACAUCUUUCCGCUAGAAAAAGGAAAAACCAAGAUGCACACCUGUAACUGUUGUACAUAUUUUAUGAUGUUUACACCUGUAACUGUUGUACAUAUUUUCAAUGUAAUGAAGUGUCGCAGACAAUAG
Cuscuta europaea is the source of this 660-nucleotide messenger RNA. The record is from the annotation of a GenBank genome assembly. Lineage: Eukaryota; Viridiplantae; Streptophyta; Magnoliopsida; Solanales; Convolvulaceae.